AUGCAUUUAGAUGACAUCAUUCUGUGCACUGAUUCAACGAUAGCACUGUCAUGGUUGAAGACUUCUCCUCAUCUUUUAAAGACCUUUGUUGCAAAUAGAGUCUCCAAAAUCCAAAGACUAGUAGAGCCGCGACACUGGAAGCACGUAUCAUCAGCAAAUAAUCCGGCGGAUUUGAUUUCUCGUGGUGUUUAUUCUCAUGAACUUGUGACAUCUUCCUUGUGGUGCAAUGGUCUUGAACAGAACGAACUUAGUGAUGCUUCUUUAUUUGAACUUGACAAGACUCUCAUAGAUUCUUCUGCUUAUCAGGAUGAACUUAAAAAACCUUUAGACAUUAAUUUGAACUAUUUGUCAGAAAGCAGAUUGUCAAGAUGGCAAAAAUUAACUAAAAUGAUACAGAUUUUAUGGAAACGAUGGAUAACUGACUAUCUUAAUCACUUGCAACAGCAAAAGAAAUGGUAUUUUUCAAAGGACAAUAUAAAGAAAAAUAGAAUGCUUAUUAUUAAAGAUGAUCAUUUACCUCCAUUUAAAUGGUUACUAGGAAGAAUUGAUCAGACAAUUCCUCGUAAAGAUG
This is a messenger RNA of Stegodyphus dumicola, 571 nucleotides long. RefSeq lists its product as uncharacterized. NCBI's taxonomy places the organism in Eukaryota, Metazoa, Arthropoda, Arachnida, Araneae, Eresidae. The record is from RefSeq and is a predicted model, not a curated record.